Molecule: messenger RNA, 1386 nt
Organism: Adineta ricciae
Lineage: Eukaryota; Metazoa; Rotifera; Eurotatoria; Adinetida; Adinetidae
Source: the annotation of a GenBank genome assembly
AUGGCUUCAAGGCGUGUUUUGAUCUUGGACGAUUGUCAAAUAGAAUCGAUCAUCGAAGAACAUUCCUGGUCAGAUUUAAUCGAUGAUAAUGAUGAUAUUGAACUAUACAUUUUAACAAGCACCGGUGCAUUAUCCGAAAAGGAUAAGUCCUGUCCACGUGUUCGUGCUUAUAAAGAAAUCGAUCAUCCAACAACUGAUGGAACACUCGAAUUAUGGUCGUAUGAAAUGCACAAAAAGCAUUCAUUUACACAUGUUUAUACCAAAAAUGAAGAUUUGAUUAUGCGUGUAGCGCAUGUUCGUUCGCUGCUGAACAUUGAAACAGGUUUAACAUCUGAGACGAUAGCAGCUUAUCGGGAAAAAGUUGAAAUGAAACAAACAGCAUCUCGAGGUGGUUUUCCCGUUCCACCGUUUGCUCGUCUGUAUGCGCCAGCUGAUCUAAUAGCUUUCAUCGAAAAGCAAGGAUACCCUGUCGUCGUUAAACCGACCCUUGGUUGUGCAACAUCAGGUCUAACAUUAAUCAAAACACCUGCCGAGUUAGAAAAGUUUCUUUCUGAAAAAUUAUUUACAUGUAUCGACACUGAUCAACGAAUGGAUCUGGUUGGCGAAUUUAUGGUCGAAGGAUACAUGAAAGGACAUAUGUUUCAUGUUGAUGGCAUUGCAAAAGAUGGAAAAAUUAUUCAUGCAUGGCCAUUUAGUUACCUUCAUACAUGUUUAGGAUUCUCUCAAGAAGGUACAGCUUAUGGUAAUUCAUCCAUUCCGAAGUCGCAUCCACUUCAUGAUCGUCUAUAUAAAACUGCUCAACGUUUACUCGAUAUUCUACCGUCUCCCAACGGUGGACUCGUAUUUCAUCUGGAACUCUAUGAAAAUCUUAAUGAAAACCGUUUACCGGACGAUGAUUUCGUGCUUUGUGAAAUUGCCGCACGUGCACCUGGUGCUUCUAUUACUCACCUCAUUGAUUUGCUAUCAUUUUCCGACGGUGAUUCUAAACAAUCAUUUGCUCGAUUAGACUUCCGUAUCAGUGUCUCAUUGCCCAUCUCUAAGAUAACUGAACCACCCGCCGACAAAGUUGUCACCGAUCUUAUCAUACCGCGCAAACCCGGUAAACUUAUGUAUAUACCACGCGAAUGUCCAAUCGAUGAUCUUCAGUAUAUACCCAAAGCCAAUGUGGACAAACCGACAGUUUAUGAAAAAUACGAUGUGAACGGUAUGAAUGCAGCUUGCCGAUUUAUCGCCCGAACAAAAACGAUGGAAGAGGGACAAGAAUUAGUGGAAAAAGGUUUUGAAUGGUUCGACAGUGUGCUGAUAAAUACACCAUUGGACGAGCCAUGUACAGUGUCGUUAAUCAAAGAACUACAUCGCUAUUUUCAUAGGAAAAUUUUUGUUUAA